CUGCAGCGAGUCUAGCCACGAUUUUCUCGUGGGAAUUAACGUGUGAUGCGAUCGCCUUCGUUGCUGGUAACACUUGUAACGCGCUGCCGGCAUUGCCGGUGAGGUGAAUGACACGUGAUUGAGAUGAGGUAUAUCACGCGUCACGUUUUUCUUAGGAAAAAAAAAUAAGGGAGGGUGCUAAUGCUGGUGGAACGCAUGCGCGAUUGGUAUAAAACCUGGCUGCAUCGCCUUGCCGCGGUUCAGUCGGUUCAGUGCGGCGGUCACCACAAGUGGAAGCGCCGAUCCGAGACACCACCUUUGACUUGAACGCAUUGAUGCAUCGUCGUGAGUGUGGUGCAGAUGACAUAGCUACAGGUAUGUCUGCAAAGGCCUGUGGCCUUUCCAGUUUUGCAAGUGGGGCGAUGGAUAGUGGAGGCACCAAGGGCGAUGGUGACAGCCGCACUGAGAGAAUAGAAAGGUACAAGAAGCAGAGACGGGAAGAAUUGGCAAGGCACUACAUGACAAAAACAGCUGCAUCUGAAGAGAACACUGCCACUACAGCUACGAAAGUUAAAGCUGCAACAAAAAGUGCUGACACAGAAAGCCACAGUGGCAAGGGAUCUGCCCCAGAACGAAAGAACGUCGUACCAAGUGUUCGAAUGACUAGGACGUCUCGUCUUCGUGCACUCUCCCAUGCUGCCAAUACACAGGGUGCUUCAGCCGAACAACCGUCAAAGCCAGAACUGCCACAUCGUGGGGAGCGUCAAAGUUUGAGGCCCCUGGACCUGAAUGACAACAUCCCAGCAAGGGCUCAAGUUUUCUCUGGUAGCAGCAGAGCAGAGAACAAAGUUGUGGCUGGGUCUUCCAAACCAACUGCCGAAAAAAGCCCCAUCAAGCGGAAACCACCGGCAGCUGUGAGGCACUCCCCUUCACGAGGCUCAAUGGGCCAGCUGCAGUCGCGCCGACCUGGUGCUUCGGGCGAUUCGAAGCCGGCGUGUGAUGAGAAGCCCCCGUCUGGUCAUGCUGCAGAAGACCAGGCUGAGAACAUUGUUCCUCAUGUGAGCCCACAGCCAGGUGGCAAGCAAUUGGACGCUUUUGACACAUUUGGUGAGGAAGAGCCAAGUUGCAGCAAUACUUUGUCAGGAGAGGAAGAGUCUCAAGCCACUGCUUUCAACAAGCACUGCUCAGUGCUCCCUGAUGUUCCAUGCAACAAGGGAGAGCCAACAUCACCAAAAGUGUUCAGCGUGACCUUUCACACGACCUCGACAUCGUACCUGCAGCCUUCUGAUAGACCGACCUCUAGUUCCAAAAGUGCUGUUGCCAAAGUGCAACUGCCUAGUGUUUGUGUAGCGAUUGACACCAGCUGCUUGUCCGAAAGUUCAAACCAGUUCACAAAGCCAGAAGUGCUUAGGCCCUGGACAAAGUUGUACUCUCCUGUAAAGCAGCCACCAUUGACAACGAGAGCUCCAAGUACCACUGCGACAGGUUUGAAUGUUCCUGUAGAGAGCAAGCCUGCUGCCUUGGAAAGCUCGUCCCCUAUCAUUGGGAGUCAAGAAAAGCUACAACAGACGCAUCACACCCUAACCCUAGAUAGAAUCUUAGUAGGUACUGAAAGCUGUGGGACAGUGCAGUCCAGUCUAGGUUCAAGUUUGUGCAGCGACCUUGCUUCUCAUCCACAGAGCAGUGUUCAAGUGGGGUCACCAAGAAAGGAAUUAGACUUGCUUGCAACUGAACAGCCAAGUUUCCAGCUCGAAGCCUCAGAAAGAAGUAAAAGUCUGUUUGGGGAGGCAGAAUUUGAGAAAACACAAGUUUCUUGUGAGGGCGAGAUAAUCGUUGAGACAAAGCUAGAAGAAUUGAACCUUCAAAAAAAGAGUGAGUGGAGUGCCUCAUUUUCAGAGUCCGUACACAGCAUUUUGAAAGCCAACGCAAGGGAAGACGACAAACCACGCCACUCUAUUCUUAAGAAUCGCUCAAGCAGCUCGGAAGAGAGAGACCACUCUCCCGAGCUUCACUCCAUCCUCAAAAGCAAGGAGGACAUCGCCAAGCCAGAGGACACUGCCAAGCCUAAGCCAAUUCUCAAGAAGCACGAGGACACGUGCGUCCAUAGUGAGCCAAAACCCAUCCUCAAGCGCAAGUCUGUCGACGAGGAUGCUGAGGAACGCCUGAAGCCCAUACUCAAAAACCAGCAGCAGAGGCGUUGGAGCCACGAGCAUUCCCCGGAAAAAGGAGACGCCAUUGUUGUGCGAAGGAGGUCUCACUCCACAGAACUUGAAACCAAACCCGUGCUCAGUUUUGUGGAAACUGCUGCAAAUGCUGUUGCAGUACGGACUGGUGUAGAAGAAAAGCCUGAACCUUGCAGGCCUACAGAGUGUGUUGUGGUAGAAUCCUUGACUCCACAAGGGGGACAUUCAGUGUCCGAGUCCAAGGUUGUGAGCUGUCCCCCAUUGGACAGCACUUUGGGAACUCGUGGCACUGGUUUUCAGGCUGACGGCUCGCCACACAGAGCAGCAGUUCAAGAGGUUGUCCUGAAAAGGGACAGGCCCAUCACAUUGAGGUCUCCGCCACUUGCUGGAUUUUCCGGCAGCACGUCUUCACCAGAAGAGAAAAGAUACUUCAGGCGAAAUGCAUCCUGCUACAAGACCCAGCCUGUAACAGCCAGCGAGAUCAAGGCUACAGAUAACCUGGAGUCUGUGCGGUCCUUUCGCAAUCUGGUGCUGAAAGAAGCAUCGUUAAGCAUCUUCAACAAGGAAGCCUUCAGGCAGGAUCCGCAGGCGUACAGCAAGAAACCGGAAUUCCCACUGCCUUACAGCCCACCUUCCAAAAGCACCCGUCAGCAGCGAGAACGCAGACGUACCCUGCCAGUUACAUCGGAAGAGCUGGAGGAGGCAAUCAAGAUGGAUGCUGCUGGUCAGAAAAGAGUACCAAGCCCUGUAAAAACUGUUGAUGCAACCAAAGAUGACUCUUCGGAUCCCAGCAAGCUUAGUGUGGCUGCGAAGGUGUCAAUGUUCAAGAAGUCAGCCGUGCUAGAUGCUCCCCAAAAUGGUGCAGAGCGUAAACGACCAGCACGGUUCACUGUUGCCGAGCGCCGUCUGCGCUCCCAGACACAGCCUGUCACAACGGAGGAAGUGCAGCUGGCAGCCAAGGAGAUCAAGGAACAGGAUAAGCAGCCUGAAGUCAAGGAGGAUGAUCUGUCCAAGAUGAGCCUGGCUGAAAAGCUCAAGAUGUUCAACCAGAAGGUCACCCUGGAUGUGCUCACGCAAAAGCCACCCAUGCGAUCCAAUAGUAUGCGGCGAUCUCUAGGGUCCAAGUCGUGCGCUGAACCUGCCGUGCCUGCGUUGGCCACGCUUGGUGUGCCACUCAAUCGUGUACGCUCACAUUCAUCUCCUCCAGAAGACCCAGUGGAGCCUGCCCCUGGGACCAUCCCGAAAGGGAUUCUGAAGGUGCAAGUGGGACCCCAGCCUGUUGUCAAAAGCAUAUUGAAGCAGGACCAACAUCAGGAAGUCAAGGAAGAUGUCAAAGGCAUCCUGAAACAAGAGCCUGUCUCGGAUGCUGCACCUCCAACUCCCAUGAAGCCCAUUCUUAAGCCGGAGAAGCCCUCUGCCGAGUCUCCAAAAAGCUCCGGCAGCGAGUCAUCCUCGGAGGAGGAAGAAGAGGAGGAGGAAGAGGAGUCGAGCUCUGAAUCGAGCUCUGAAUCGUCUAGUGAGGAAGGCAGUGAGACCGAGGACAAGAAAAAGAUUCUUCUGGGUGGUCAGCGACAUCUGGUGAUUGCGCAGGGCUCUUCACCACAGGCUUCCCGCAAGGUCAUCUCAAACCCGGCAGUCCAGAGGAAGCUCAAUGCUUCACUGCGCCGCAAGGAGGAAGAGCGGAGGAGUGCUCAUGAAGUCCUUUCGUCUGAAACUCGGCUGCGCUCUUCCUACGCUGCAGCCAGUGACAAUGGACUGGAGGUGAACACACGAGGCCUCUAUGCUCGUGAGACCAACCGGACACAACCUAUCACGCAAGACGAGAAGACAACUUGUAGUGGAGGUAUUGCGCAAAGGUUAGAGGCCCUGAGAAAGAGUGGUGAAGACUGGCAGAAACGGGUUGACAAAAGCAAGCAAGACAUAACUACAUCGGACAUUGGUGCUUCAUCGCCAGUGUCAGUGCUUCGAAAAGAUGCGAAAAUCAUUGAGGUGCAGAAGUCCCCGUCAAUUGGUGAUCGUAAAAGCUGGCUGGAGUCCUCAUCAGAGUCUUGGCGACAACGUGUCCAGGAGUCUGAUGCCUCCCAGUUCACAGUAGCUGGGAAGAUGGGCAUCUCGGAGUCUGCAGCACAGCUGGCUGACCGCAAAAAGAAAACGCCCAAACAGGAGAAGUUUUCACCAGCUGCAUCGUCCAAAGCAGAAGUUCUUCGUCGGAUUCACCAGCAAGGGAUGCCAGUAUUGCCAGCUAUAUUUAAAAGCAAGUCUAUGCCAAAUGCAGCUGAAGAGCUAUCCCGCCUGAAAGCCGAAGAGGAAGAAAGACCACGUGUUCUGAUCCCAAAAGCUGACAAUGAAACAUUUACUUCGUUCUUUGAAAGCGUUCUCCCAUCGUCCAAAGAUGACAAGGUUGACAUCAGUGAAGCGGCUUUCGAUGCCAUUGUAUCUGACAAUGUCAAGCUUGGCCAGAGGAAGCAGAUCAGUGUUCGCAGAAAAAGGCAGACCAAAGGCAACCCACUGAAGAAACUGGCUUCUCGUACAGACAUCCAGACAGAGUAUGUUGAAGUACGCACAGAUGUUGCUGAGAAGGAGCUGAAACGAAUGAACAUUGAAAAGUUGGCCAAGACUUCCGACUUGGCCCUCUCAGCUUUGGCAGGGCUGGCCAGCACAGAAGACUUUCGUCGAGUGCAGCUCAAGAAGUCUGACGACACAAAUUCAUUGCUUCCAAACCGUGACCUCAUUUUGAUUCAGGUCAAAGGUCGGCGUCAUGUGCAGACGCGCUUGGUUGAGCCUUCCGUCUCCUCCCUCAACCAUGGUGAUGUCUUUGUGCUUGUGACACCCACUACUGUGUAUUGCUGGAUUGGUCGCCACAGCAAUGUCAUUGAAAGGGCAAAGGCAACUGAUGUGGCCCAAAGUAUACAGUCCAAGAAGGACCUGCUCUUCAAAGGGACCUCGGAGGUCAAGAUCAUAGACGACGAAAAAGAGGACAACUCUAAAGAGGCCCAAGCUUUCUUCAAGCUUCUUGGCGGUACUGCUGAUGACUGCAACCCUGCUGGCGAUCCUGGUGAAGACUUGUGGUUUGAAGCGGCUGUUGUCGACACCAACAUGGUGUACACUGUGGAAGGAGAUGCUCUAGUUCCGUACGACAAAUACUGGGGCAUGCAGCCGCGAGUUGAAAUGCUCCAGCCUGACAAGGCUUACGUGUUCAACUUUGGCAGUGAAGUCUACGUGUGGCUCGGAAAGCUUGUCCCCAGUGAAAUGCGAGACCUCUCUGUCAGACUGGCUGAAGAGCAAUGCAAGGCAGGCUUUAAUUACUCAGAUUGUGACAUCAACCCACUCUUUCCAAGAGCUGGGCCUGAAGAACAGAAGUCCAUGGCAAGUGAUGUGCGGCCCAACUGGACAUUGUUUGCCAAGGUGAACCAGCACAUGGAGCCUGUUCUGUUCAAGGAAAAGUUCCUCGAUUGGCCAGAUGAUGCCAAACUGAUCCGUGUCAAAAACAAAGCACAAGAAGAUAGCAAGGCUGAAUCUCUUGAUUCGGAGCUGAAGCCUUGUGAUGCCAAGGAACUGCUGGAAAGACUUCCCAACGAACCAGACCUUGAACUUUCAGGCUCCCAUUUGGGACGAGGACUUGAGUACUACGACUCCCUUGAACGCAGACAGUACUACAUAAACACACUGGCAAUAAAGGUUUGGCAUAUAACGGAAUAUGAGCACAGGACACUUCCGGAGUCGAGCUAUGGCCAGUUUUACAGUGGCGACACCUAUGUUGUCCGGUGGCAGUAUGCUGUAUCGCAAACUGGACGACAUUUGUCAGGGCAGAGGUCACGACAUGUGGCAGCAGGGCGGGAGCGAUGUGUUUACUUCUUCUGGCACGGCCGGGAUUCCACAGUUACCGAGCAAGGGGCUUGCGCUUUGCUCACUGUUGAGCUGGAUGAAGAACGAGGACCUCAUGUGCGUGUCUUGCAAGGUAGGGAACCACCCUGCUUCUUGAACCUCUUCAAGGGCAAGAUGGUUGUCUACAAUGGAAAACGGCAAGAGGAAGCUGUUGACUCAGGAGACUGGCGCAUGUUUGUGGUUCGUGGCGAGUGCCCCUUGGAGGCAGCUCUGGUGGAGACACCGGUUGGUGUUGAGAACCUCCGUAGCCGUGGCUCCUUCCUGCUGCUGAGUUGCUCCACCGGGCGCAUGUACCUGUGGCAUGGGGCCAAGUGCAACCCACACUCCCUGGAAGUGGCGCAGGCUGCAGCAAAGUCCAUUGUGGAAGAAACACCAGCAGAGAUGGCCAUAGCAAAGGACGUGGAGCCGAAACUAACAGAAGUGAGAGAAGGUGCUGAGGAGCGAGGGUUUUGGGAUGCAUUUGGUGGUGACAAGAAGAAGAAGCAGCACCUGUUUGUUUCACUCUUAGACAGCACACUCGAUUUCGAUUUCACGCCAAGACUCUUCCACAUGACACUGGUGUCUGGCACCUUUGAAGCGAACGAGGUGUUCUGCCCCUUUCAGAAGACUGACGUGCCUUGUGCCUAUCCGUUCUUGCAGUCAGACCUGUACAAUGCUCCACAGCCAGCUGUAUUCUUCCUUGACAACCGUCAUGAGAUGUACAUUUGGCAAGGAUGGUGGCCAGCCAACGACUCUGAAACAGGCCUACCUCGCAUUCCAAACAGUUCAGAAAAGGUGCGGUGGAACACAACACGUCGCCUGGCCAUGGAAACAGCCCUACACUACUCCCAAGAAACAAAUCCCAGUGACCCCCCAAAGGUGUACCUGGUGUUUGCAGGCUUGGAACCUGUGGAGUUCACCUGCCUCUUUCCAGAGUGGCAGGACAGGGAUGACAUUGCUACGAUCAACAUAAGAGAAGAUAGAACUCAUGGUGACAGGCUUUCAGUCCAGGAGACGCUUGCCCAGCUCACCAAGACCCACUACACACUCAAGGAGCUGAAGUCUGUCCCCCUGCCUGAAGGUGUUGACCCAAAGAGGCUCGAGUCUUACCUCACCGACGAGGACUUUGAGGCAGUGUUUGAGUGCACGAAGGCCAAGUUCUACGGGCUUCCAAACUGGAUGCAGAACAAGCACAAGAAACAGGCCGGCCUUUUCUGAGGUCCUCGAGAAAAUUUUAUGCUGGCCUAAAAUCGGAGAGAUGCCACUUCAGACGUGUCUUCACUUUGAAAGCGUGGUCUCCCCAGUGCCAACGGUGCCUAGUAAGAUGUUCGGGAUAUGUGAUCAACAGCUGUACCGAAAAACAUACAUGCAUUCCAAUAAUUCGACAUCUUCUCCAUAAUUGUUCAUGAGAAAAGAAUGUGGAUCAUACGUGUGAAGUUUGUAUGUGUUCUGUUUUAAUUAUGUGAGAAAUGUGGAAUUAUGAGAAUGCAUGUUAAAUCUUUUCAUUAUGGAUGGACAAAGGAGACCUUGAGAGGUGCAUCUGCUGCCAACUCUGCUGUCUCCUGCUAGAAAUGUGCUUUCUUUACCCCCCCCCCCCCCCCUUGCUGUGAUGUGAUGAGAUUUGCUCAUGUGUGUCUCGCCUGGCCCCCAUAACAUACCUAUAAAUAUUGCAGCCUCUUAUGAGAAUGUGACGAUGACCACCAAAUGUGAUUUUUCUUUUUUUUAUUUGCAAGUUGUCACAUGUCUGAUACUUCAUCUUUCUUCUUCUACAUUCUCCUUUUCAUUUCGUUGCUGUUUCUUUCUUAAUAUAUACGUAUCUGUGGUGAUGCCCCUUAUUUAACUAUGUUGUAUUUGUGUCAGAAUAUAUAAGUUCCCUUUGGGGACAGGCUGUUCAUAAUUUUUUUUUAUUUACCUGUGAUCUUUCAGACAUAUUGCACAACAUGGAGAUGCAGUUGACUUGUCAUUUUAGCAUUUGUUGCAAAAGGAAAAGACAGUGUAUUCUAUAUAAGGAUGAUUGAUGAUACUAAGGAAUAUCCGAGAAGUCAUGAAUGCAGCCUUGAACAAUUUAUCAUAAGCCCCUAGAACCUGCUGAGGAGCUGUCUGAAAUGCAGUGCUCCGUUCAAUUUGUAAGUGUGGCCAGAGUAUUUUUGUAUGUUACUUAAUGGGGAGCGACAAAGCAUAUAGCGGUCUAUAUUUUAACAAUAAAUGUGAAGAAAUUGACAGCAAUAUACAAUGUGAGACAUCUGCAAUCCCCAUUUUGCAGUUUUAGCUUUCUAACCUACAGUGUAUAUACAAGAGAUAUAUUAUGCCUUACGAUUUUGAUUUCCUUGUUUUGUUUUGUAAAGGCAUUUUGUUCAUAAUAUACUAGAAGCUGCUGAAUAUACACUGUUAACUUAUUUCACAUCGAAGGAAGGUUUUAUUACAAAUACUAUAAGACAAAAUUGCUUCUAGACUGCUGGUGAGAUCACACGAGAGCUGUGGCACUUUAUUGUAUAUACACUUAUAGAGCUGUAUAUUUUUUGCAAAGAUUGUAAUUCAGUGUUGUGCGCAGUUUGUGUGUCUUGCCAUCUGGUUGUGUUUAUAUCUUUUAUUUCUUUUUGUACAUUGUGAAGUGAUGUGUUGAAAGCCUCAAUCUGCAUCGAUGCAGAGUAUGAGUCAGAAGAUAUUAUCCUAACCAGUGCAGUUUCUAGAUAAGCAUGACAUGCUUGGUCUUCUAUUUGUCACAGGGUUCAUUACACACUUGCCAGUGAGCAUCGGGAGUGCUGUGUUUAAGUUUUUCUCACUCUUUGUUGAGUGCACUCCUUCGUUGUUGUGUGCAUACUCAUCUGUUGUGAUCAUGCUGACAAAUGCUACAAUAUGUUCAAAUGAAAUACAAGUGCAAGUGAUGGAAAGAAGUGCCUGCAUACAGUUUCAUUUUUUUUCCAUAUUUUUACUGAUUAUUCGUUAGUCCGGACAAGCCUUUCUCAGUUGCUUGGCAGCAAUGUUGCCAGCCGCAGUAUUGCUGAUGUGAAUUGUGAGUGCUUCCUUAGAUUGGCACAGUAUAUACAAUCAAUUUAACAAGUGGCUAGGCGAAUUAUGUUCAUUUGUACUGCAGUGUAGCACGCACCCUGCUGCUUCAUUGGCCACUUCAGGUUAAACAGGGUGUUCUGUACACAUACUCCAAAUGGAUGCCACAUCACCAACAACUUAAUGCAGUAGCAUCCACCUUGUGUAACUGCAUUUGUUAAAGCUUGUAACAGCUAGUGUGGCUUUCCUGUACCAUCUUUGAGGUACCACAGCUACAAAGUCAUGUCCAUGCUUUGCAGUGCUUCCUUCACUGUGCAAGCAGGGCAUUUUAGUGCAUAUGUUAUUGCCCGAAAUUAAGAAUUCAAAGGAAAUUUUUAGUGACUUGUUCUUUUUUCACUGAAACAAAAUGUGCUUGCCUGAUUUGCAAAAAGCUUACUAUACAUGUUUUGAGUGUGCAGGUCAAAUCUUGAACCUGGUGGAGCAUGGCAUUGGUGUUUUUACCCUGUAUUCUUUUAUCUCUUCAAUAUGAAAAGAAUAUGUUCCUUAUGAAACAGCAUUGAUACUGCUUACAAGUUGAGACUUAGUCAAAUGGCCACGCUGUGUGUUGUGUGUGUGCUUCUUCCACAGUCUGUCAAACUUUAUAAAGAGCACGUUUUUUAAGACAAGAUUUACAUGUUACUAGCAUUUUUCUGUAAAUAAAGACUGGUCGCUGUGUGCUCCCAUUUUCAUUGUU
Messenger RNA from Dermacentor albipictus, 9765 nucleotides. RefSeq names its product supervillin-like. Gene Ontology annotation, molecular function: actin filament binding; phosphatidylinositol-4,5-bisphosphate binding. The record is from RefSeq and is a predicted model, not a curated record. Gene Ontology annotation, biological process: actin filament severing; cytoskeleton organization; actin polymerization or depolymerization. Gene Ontology annotation, cellular component: actin cytoskeleton; cytoplasm. NCBI's taxonomy places the organism in Eukaryota, Metazoa, Arthropoda, Arachnida, Ixodida, Ixodidae.